AUGGACCAGACUGGCCAGUGGAAAACAAAAGGCAGAAACUAUCCGUUUUCAGUCCAUGAUAACAGGGUUGCGUUAAAGGACACCAUUGAUACUUUUGACCAGGGGUUGGGCCGGAGGAAGUGCCUAGAUGAGCAGCGUCAGCAUAGCUCUCACUUCUGUCUGUGUCAUGAUGACAGCAUGAACAGUUUAGGACAAAAGGCGCAGGAUUUCUCGGUCUACCAGACUGACUACCCACCCCAUCAGGAGACGAGGGGCUCUCAAAAAAGGCGUUUCCCCAGAGACCACCUGGAGAAGUCAGGUGCUGCCACUGUCGAUCAUUCCGGAGAUGUCUUCAUGUGGUUUGGGAGACAUGACUCAGACGACCGGUUGCCUCUUCAUGUUCUGGCGGCAACCAACCAUUCCUUGCCCUCACAGUCCAACCACUCUCGUCACAGCAAAAAUUAA
Chanos chanos (milkfish) is the source of this 444-nucleotide messenger RNA. RefSeq names its product testis expressed 36 (gene tex36). Bases 1 to 444 code for a protein of 147 amino acids. The record is from RefSeq and is a predicted model, not a curated record. NCBI's taxonomy places the organism in Eukaryota, Metazoa, Chordata, Actinopteri, Gonorynchiformes, Chanidae. The transcript is spliced from 3 exons.